AUGGCUGAACCAGGACCAGCAAUAGCUCACCUUCGCCCCAACCCGUGGGCGAACAGUCUCAUUGCCUCGACAGACUACAAGGCAAUUGAAACCGACUCCCGACGCCUAAAGCCCUCCACCGGCGAAGAUGGCUACUUUGCGCAAACCCUCAAUACACCUGCUACCAUCCCUCAUUGUCUAACCCUGCAACGAGUCAACAUUCAGCCAGCACCCGCUGAAACACCGACUUGGCUUCCCGCAACCAAACCCGAUGCCUCAAAGCCCCCUACGCCGACGCCCAACCCCGCGGAUAUCGUGAUGAUCUUUGAUCUUGGUAGCCCUGGUCUCUCGGGGCAUCCCUCCACCGUACAUGGCGGCAUCGUUGCGACAUUGAUUGACGAGGCAAUGUCGCUAGCGGUGGCCGCGCACACGAACGCGCCCAGCACGGGCACCGAUGAUAAUCCGCGGGGAAAGAUCUUUACCGCCCAAUUGGACGUGCGGUAUAAGAAAAGGGUCGUCACGCCUGCUUUGCUGGUGAUCAAGGCAAAGGUUGUUGGGAGGGUGGGGAAGAAGUUCUGGGUCCGGGCUCAGGCUUUACAGGAGGAUGAAGAUAACGGGGGACACCUGGAAUGGGCAAAGAGGAAGGUCGUGAAAGCUGAUGCCAUGGCUUUCUGGAUCGUCACCUCUGACUCGAAGCUAUGA
Molecule: messenger RNA, 681 nt
Organism: Penicillium brevicompactum
Lineage: Eukaryota; Fungi; Ascomycota; Eurotiomycetes; Eurotiales; Aspergillaceae
Product: PaaI family thioesterase
Exons: 1
Coding region: 1-681 (226 amino acids)
Source: RefSeq, a predicted model, not a curated record